This is a messenger RNA of Gongylonema pulchrum, 384 nucleotides long. The record is from the annotation of a GenBank genome assembly. NCBI's taxonomy places the organism in Eukaryota, Metazoa, Nematoda, Chromadorea, Rhabditida, Gongylonematidae.
AUGGCGCCAUCGAAGAAAGGUCCGAAGCAGGAGAAGAAGGCACGCGGAACGAUGGUCGAAGUGGUCACCAGGGAGUACACCAUCAAUUUGCACAAACGAAUACACGGCGUGGGUUUCAAGAAGCGUGCGCCACGUGCCAUCAAGGAAGUGCGCAAAUUCGCGGAGCAGCAGAUGGGCACAAAGGAUGUACGCGUCGAUACACGUCUGAACAAGUUCCUGUGGUCCAGAGGCGUGAAAAAUGUGCCAUUCCGUGUUCGAGUGCGCCUCUCACGACGGCGUAACGACGAUGAAGACUCGCCACAUCGCCUAUACACACUAGUAACGCAUGUGCCCGUGACAACGUUCAAGAAGCUCACAACAGUGAAUGUGGACAGCGAAGAAUAA